AUGCCGACCAAAUCCGGGUGUAACUUGUGGCGUUCUGCUGUGUGGUACGCGGCCUUCCUGGCGUCCGCCUCCCUCGUCGGUUUGCUCUACUACACCCCUUCCUUUCGAUGUCUGACCCAAGAACUUGAAGAACCCAUCGUGAACCCUGCACACCGCCCCGUCGUGGUGCUCAUCUGGCUCUGGCCCUUUAACAAGACCUUUGACCUCGACGUCUGCAGCUCCCACUUCAACGUUCACAGCUGUGUCUUAACAGCCGACCGGUAUUUCUUCGAUAAAGCCGACGGCAUCCUGAUCCACCACCGGGACAUCGCUUGGGAUGCGUCGAAUCUCCCGCAGUUUCUUCGGCCGCCCCACCAGAAGUGGAUCUGGAUGAAUUCCGAGUCGCCGUCCAACACGGCCUGGAUCCCCGGCCUCGACGACCUGUUCAACAUCUCGCUGAGCUACCGCAAAGACGCCGACGUCAGCGUGCCUUACGGCUCUCUGGUUCCGGUCGAGCGCAGGUUUGAGGACUUUCUUGACGUGGUACCUUCUGAAAAGGACAAGCUAGUCUGCUGGAUCGUUAGCAACUACAAGCCAGAGCACAGGAGGAUGCAGUACUACGAGCAGCUGCGCAAGUACGUCCGGAUUCACGUCUACGGCGACUUCUUCGAGAAGCGCGUUUCUGAGGAGGAGUACAAAGACAUCGUCUCGAGCUGCAAGUUCUACCUGUCCUUCGAGAACUCCGUGCACAAGGACUACAUCACGGAGAAACUGUUCAACGCUCUGGAUCUGGGCGCCGUCCCCGUCGUCUUCGGCCCGUCCAGGCAGAACUACGAGCGGUUCGUCCCCGGCGACGCCUUCAUCCACGUGGACGACUUCCCUUCCAUGAGGGCUCUGGCUAAGCACCUCUUCCUUUUGCACCGAAACGAAGCCUUGUAUCUCGGGUACUUCAGGUGGAGGAGACGUUUCCGAGUAAAGACGUCUUCCUUCCCGGUGGAAAACGUGUGCCAGGCUUGCGAGUACGUCCGACGGAACAGGCAGUACCAGGUGCUUACGAAUCUGUAUCAGUGGUACUGGGGUACGAGCGAAGGACUUGACCUGCCACCGUCCUUCUACUAACCCGAACACGCCUUUUCAGUGCCUUGAGACUUUAUUUUCUUCUUUUUCGUUCUUCCUCUAAUCCCUGCCUCGGUCAGAUUAUUCAGGUACUUCAUCAAUUUGAAUGUAAAUCUGGCGUGUGUAUGUUUUAUGAAUGAAUGUCCCCCCCCCCCCCCCUCCCCAGAAGGUCUUUUCAUCACGGAUCCUGAAAGGUAGAACGUUACGAAUCGAUACUUAUGUUCUCACGUGCAUUUAUUUAUUUAUUUAUUGCAACACAACACUCCAGUUGUUUAUGCAUCUGUCAUCUUAAAGACUGUGAAGUUAAUCCAUAGCGGGCGUUGAAGAAAAGGAGCUCAAUUCUGACCGAGAUUGUUUUCUAGCUUCCACGAUCAUAAGUUUAUCAAAAUAAAUAAAUAAAUAAAGACCUGAAUUAAAUAAUUAAAUGCAAAUAUGACUAUACGAUCACAAUGCUGUGUCAUGUUUCUUUGAGUAUUAUUUCUUAUUCGGAUCAUUAGCGAGCUGGAUGAGGAGCGACGCUGACUGCUAGGAUCUUCUCGUUUCGCCACCGCACGGACGUGCAGGGAAUUUUUAUUUAUCCUCCUGUGUUAUUUCUCUCCCCCCCCCCCCCAAGGGGGGAAAGGAAAAUCUAGUAACUCAUAAAAUCUAUUAUUCUAGUUGAAAGAUGUUUGUGUCUCGCUCCGUGUGACGUGUGUAUCCGUUGGGGUCGAGUUGUGUCCCUCGCUUUAGUUAACACGGAAUGACAUUUUAAAGUCAGAUGUUUUCAAGCGGACACAACUCAAAGUUUUUUUUCUUUUUUAUUUUUUAUUGUUGUUGUUUUUUUCUUUUUCAUUUUAAAAAGAAAAGGGAAGAUGAACUAGGUGAGCUUCAGCCAGUCGACAGCUCCAGGUGUCCUGUUGGAGAGAUCUCAAAAGUGUGUUUGUUUGUUUUUGUUUGUUUAAAACUUGUAGGCUGGUCACAUCCGUCACAUUUUUAAUAAGACGGCAGUCUUCACUCUGGGAAAUAUGACCAUAUGACUUCAAUAUCAUGACGAUAAAAUAACUAAAAAUCAACUUUUUAAGAAAUAAAGGAAAAUUGCGGCUGUUGUGAUAUCGUCACGUUUUUAAAAAAAAAAAAAAAAAUCAUUAUAAACGGAUUAAAUGGUACUUAUUUAAUAAUAAAGUUUUGUAUGGAAUCUUUAAAAUUGCAAAAUGUUAUACUUUUUAAAAAAUAUUUUGUACUUUUUCGGUAUUAAAUGAUCGUUUUUGGAUCAAACGAUAAUCGAGCACAAGUAAGGCUGGGCGAUUAUAUCGCUAUAAUAUCCAUAUCAUGGUAAACGAUUACACGUUACAUUUUUUUCUGAGAUAUCGUUGGUACGGUGAUGUUUUUUUUGGGUUUUUUUACAUUUUAAAAAAUAUUAUUAUUAUUAUUAUUAUUAUUAUUACAAAUUAAACGGUACUGAAUGUAUGCCGUUGAUUUGAUGUAAUUUUCUUUGAACUUUUUAAAACUUUUAACUUCAAAAAUUAAUCAUUUUGUCUUUGUAGACAUUAAGGAAAAGUAUCGUCGAACUCUUUUUUUUUGUUUUGUUUUGUUUUGUUUAUUUGACUACUGUUUUUGCAGACAGUUUGUUAGCGAAAUUAUAUAUCGUGAUACGUGUCGUGUAUCGUAGUAAUUUUCCAUAAGUAUCGUGAUAUGAUAUAUUUGUGUCAUAUCGUUUUUAUAGUUCCCUUAUUACUUUGUCAGCAUUAUUAUACAGUUUAUUCGGGCUAAAGUUCAUGUUUAAUGAUCACUAAAGCAGUAGAAAUGCUGGUCAAAGGAACGAUGACAUAAAGCGUUCUGAAAUAAAAACCUAACUUGGAGAUCAGUGUUUGGAGCAGGUACGGAGCGUGAUGGUUCUGUCCUACGUUUUGCGUACGUGUGAGGUUUAUUCGCGUAUUUAAUCGAGCGAGAGAAAUCUCCGGGGAAUGCUGAGCCGAGCCGAGCCGAGCCGAGCGUGCAGUACGAUUAGCGAAGGUGUGAGCUGUAAUAUGCUGUACGCUUUUUAAACACAUGAAGACAAAGCAGAGUGAGAAACUGGAGUGUUUUUAAUACAGCAGAGACUUGACAAAGAAGUUUGAAAAGAAGAGACUGAAAACGGGCGAACGUGAGCAAGGGACAGGGUCAUGUGACCUGCUUGUAGCCCGUGAGGCCGCCCAAGUCGGAAGUCCGGUCUGGAAACCGGUAGUGACGUGACACAAAGUAGGUUUAGAAAGAAGGGAAUGAAUACAAACGGACGAAAAUGCAGAUCCUGACCCAAUUCGUGCUGCGAGGAAGAAAACAUCCUGUGUUGUGCUGUUAUCGGAAAAUAAUCGACAGCAGAGUCCCUGAAUGUUUUAUCCCUUUUAUACUAGGUCAGUAAGAACAACACUUUUUAUCCGCUUAUAGUUAGGUGAAGCGAUUCAUGCAGCUGUGUUUAAGAGUCGGUGUGUCAUUCUGGUUAUGACCUCGGGAUUUAAUGCAUAAGUUUUAGUGCUCAGAUCUAAUAUUUUCACACUCAGACGUUUGUCCGUUAUUCUGUUUUACUGCUUUGGCCCCUUUUCCUGAUUACGACUCGUGACUAGUUUCUUAAUAAACUUCAUUGUCGACCUGCCUCCGAUAAUCAGGCCCAGCCCUGACGGCACUAAAUGGUAGAGGAAGUGGGAUUUAUUGGACACGCUACAUAAAUAAACCGCUCGUGUGGUCUAUUAUUCAUCCCGCGGUUUUCCAGCCUCCGGUUCGGACCAGCCGAAGAAAACCCCCGCCUCAUCUCGGAAUUCCUACAAGUACAAGGGACGGUCUUCUGGACCCCAGUUUCAGCCAGUGGUCUCAAAUCAACAUGGCUGCUCACAGCAUCAGCAGUAAACAAAGUUCCCAUGUUGUUACAAGUCCCUGCUUCCACUCGGGCCACUGCGAUGGACACACUGCACUUUAUUACAAGGUGUUUCUUUUCUUUUCUUUUCUUUUUCUUUUUUUUAACAAUGAAAUCUUUUCGGUGGAAUUAAUUUGAGUACGUCGAUGGUGAAAGUAUCGUUGAGGCGAGGAAGUUCUGGAUGUGUGUUGAAUAUGUAAAAGAUCAAUUUUAUUGCAUCAGAAAUCUAGAAGAUUUUUCGCAAUUAAAAGCAGAUUAAGAGAAGUGGGCGGGUCUAAUUUGCAUAUUCAUCAAAUCGGCUUUUUUUUUUUUUGGAUGAUGGUGAAAGUCUUGGCACUCCUGUGCCUUUUUUUAGUCAUCUACUGUUAAUAUUGUUUAUCAAAACUAUAAGUCAAGCAAUUUGUUAUUCGCAGGGGUGUGGCCAAACCAAACCCCGCCCUCCAAUCACAUCUCUAAAGCUCUAACACUCCUGUGCAGUUCAUACGGACUGAAUCAUAUCAGCAUUGUAGUGUUGUACAGAAUAGAGGAAUAUUAUUAUUAUUAUUAUUAUUAUUAUUAUUAUUAUUAUUAUUAUUAAGGCCUGGGGGUAAUAUUUUUAAGUGGUUCAUUAAUAACAUUUGUUUGUUUAUUUCUUCUUUUUCUUAUAAUUAUUAUUAAUAAAAUUAUUAAGAUGAAUAAUAUUAAUAUUGAUAUCAAUAUUAUUAUUCUCACUAAUAAUAAUAAUAAUAAUAAUAUUAAAACCUUUUUUUUAAUGAUCAUGACAAUUAUUGUUAAAGCCUGGGGGUUUAAUAUUUUUAAGCAAUUAAUUAAUAAUAUAUUUUUUGCUUGUUUGUGUUUAUUUGUUUUGUUUUUUUUUCUUCUUCCUCCGUUAUAAGCCUAGUUAAUUGGUCACUUAAACCGAAUAGGUCCAACUCCAAACCUCCAAUGACCUCAUUAUAAGUAACAUAAAUAAUACUAUAUGUAACAUAUUAAAAAUCAUAACAUAACAAUACCAACUUAAGUGCCAAAGCUAAAAAAGAAAAAGUGCUGUUAAUAAUCAUAUUAGAAAAUGUUUAGCUGCUGAUUUGGUUUCUGUCGAUGGAAAGUUUGGGAAUAAAAAGCUUUUAUGGUCUAAUAAAUAAUUGUGAUGAUACAUAUUUGCCUGCUGUGCCUAAUAUUUCUGGAUUAUGCCCAUAAAAUAAACAUGCGCUCUAAUCAUCACAGGGUCCAUGUAGUUUCUCUGUUCAUUUCGGGAUUUUUUUAAGCUUGGAAGGAGUUCCUGGCUGCAGAACUGUUGAAACCCCCUGCUAUACAUAAUUAAUGUGCCAUUUCACCAAAUGAUUACUGAUUAUGUAUCACACCACUGAUUAUUCAACACACACACACACACACACACACACACACACACACACACAUACAUAGAGAGAGAGAGAAAAAGUUUUGGGUGAC
Molecule: messenger RNA, 5389 nt
Organism: Ictalurus furcatus (blue catfish)
Lineage: Eukaryota; Metazoa; Chordata; Actinopteri; Siluriformes; Ictaluridae
Product: 4-galactosyl-N-acetylglucosaminide 3-alpha-L-fucosyltransferase 9-like
Exons: 1
Coding region: 1-1098 (365 amino acids)
Cellular component (GO): membrane
Molecular function (GO): alpha-(1->3)-fucosyltransferase activity
Source: RefSeq, a predicted model, not a curated record